This is a messenger RNA of Microsporum canis CBS 113480, 1167 nucleotides long. Its product is annotated as SWR1-complex protein 5. NCBI's taxonomy places the organism in Eukaryota, Fungi, Ascomycota, Eurotiomycetes, Onygenales, Arthrodermataceae. The transcript is spliced from 2 exons. The coding region runs from base 1 to 1167 and encodes 388 amino acids. The record is from RefSeq and is a predicted model, not a curated record.
AUGGGGCGCGCAACAAGGAUAAACGCAGAGUAUGGCGAGAAGGUUGCUGUAGGAGACGAUUCGAUACCCCAUGACGGCCCGCAGCCGUACAAUUCGGAGGAGGAUUCCGACUUUGACGAGCAUAGCGUAGCUCAAGGGGUGUCAGACGAGGGCGAAAGCGCGUCAGAAGAUGAAGAAAACGACAAAGAUGUGGAUGGAGAGCGGCCGCGGAAAAAGAGAAAACUGUCUGUCGAACGGCAAGAGGCAGAGGCAGACAGUGACGAAGAAUUUGCGGAGGCGGAGCUGGAGUCUGGAGAUGAGGCUAUGAUCAAGCAUGCAAAGGAGAAGGCGGAGAAGAGACGGAGGAAGAAGGCCGCAGAUGACACAGCAAACACUGCUGUAGGCAGUAGCGGUGAUGAUCUCGACCUGGACGACGAUGAUGAGGGGGGUGAGGGGGGUUUCGUUCGAACUCGAGGCAUGCGGAUGAAAGUGCAAGAGGAGAAGAAAUCACUGGCAAGGAUAGAUGGAGCUACGAUUGACGUCGACUCGAUAUGGAAGCAGAUGAACAAGCCGCAGACAGUACCGUUGACGGACAACGAAACAGGCACGGAGAGCGCAGUGACUGGUCCGCAAACCCCGCAGAAUGCCUCCUCUUCUAAACUCCCGCAGGAGGAGAUGUUAACUAUACGACGAACGUAUAAGUUCGCUGGGGAAACGAUAACGGAGGAAAAAGUGGUUCCAAAGGAUUCGGCGGAGGCGAAGCUCUAUCUCUCUACGUCAGGUGCGGCGAGGAAAAAGGCAAAAGGUGGUGCUGGUACAAGCACAGAUGGAGGUACAGACUCCCCCCCGGACGAGACGGUGGUACAGCCCCUACGGCGGCCUCUCCGGCGCUUCUCCCGCUUCGAUCCAAACCCACCGGACGCCAUCAAGAAGAGCUGGGAGAAACAGGCGGCCGUACAGGCUCCGGAAGACGCAGGGGCCACGGCCAAAGGUCCCAAGCUGAACACCGUCAUGAAGUCGAAACUCGACUGGGCAGCAUAUGUCGACCGAGAGGGCAUAAAGGACGACCUGGACGUGCACAGCAAGGCCAAGGAGGGCUAUAUGGAUCGUAUGGACUUCUUGGGGCGCGUGGAUGCAAAGAGAGAGGAAGAGAGAAGGAAUGCCAGACUGAAGAAUGCUGGGUACUAA